Macaca mulatta (Rhesus monkey) is the source of this 2003-nucleotide messenger RNA. The record is from RefSeq and is a predicted model, not a curated record. NCBI's taxonomy places the organism in Eukaryota, Metazoa, Chordata, Mammalia, Primates, Cercopithecidae.
ACAUCCGGCGGCGGCGGCGGCGGCGGUGCUGAGUUUUGUCUCCCGGGCCGUCGGGGCGCGCACGGGUGUCCCAGGUGUCCCGCCAUCUCCCUCCUUCCCGCAGGACUCGCCCCUCCUGGCCCUGGGCUCCAACGGUGCCCGCCUGCCCGGCGGUCAGUCAGCGCACAGGGCACGGCUUCCUCUGCUUCUCCGGACCACUUAGUCUCAACCCGGGCGUGUUUCCACUUAUAGAGGUGAAGCAUCCAUCAGAGAGAGAAUGGGACCUGGGGUCUUGGACCACGGUGUUUUUACUUUUCCCAUCAGGUGGACGCGCAUGGGCAGGAGAUUUUAUUUGCAAUGUUUCCUCCUAGAGGAUGCCUUUGUCAUUGUAGUGCAAUCUAAGAAUGGGUGUCCUUAGACAACAGGGACCGACCGAAUCGUCAUGCAACUGUUUGGAUGCCUUAAAAAAAAAAUAAAUCCCCACACUCAUUACGCGUUUUAUGCUGCUGACUUUUUUUAUUUUUAAGACAUCUGCUCCCGAAAGCUCAGAGCCAUUUAGCAUUUCAUUUACUAAACGAAUCCUAAUCUUUCCUGUGACUGGAUCAGUUCAGAGGAUAUCUUUUCAAUAAGGAAGGAAGCCCUCCCCUGCUCACUGGGGACGUCUCAGGAUGUUUAAACCUGAAGAUUUACUCUUGUGCACAGAGCCUGGAAGCAUUUGCGUGAGGCAGUGCCGUGCUUUUUUGGGAAAUGCAUCACAUCUUUUCUGUUCUUGAAACGCCAAAUCUAACUUGGUCUUUUUUUGGAUGAGUUACCUCCAGUAUUAUGAAGGUUACUAUGAAGGAACCUGAGACCACUGAACUUUUUGAGUUCUUGCGAUAGAUUUUAAAUCGUUUUUCUGGCUUCAACUCUGACUUUAGGAUCACUGUCAAUCGGCUACAUUCUUUACUCUCUUCUCCUUAUAAUUUAAUGCAAUUUAUCUGUUAAUGAAAUAUGACUGACGACUCUCAGAGAAACUUUCGUUCAGUAUAUUAUGAGAAAGUGGGGUUUCGUGGAGUUGAAGAAAAGAAAUCAUUAGAAAUUCUCCUAAAAGAUGACCGUCUGGAUACAGAGAAACUUUGUACUUUUAGUCAGAGGUUCCCUCUCCCGUCCAUGUACCGUGCAUUGGUAUGGAAGGUGCUUCUCGGAAUCCUGCCUCCACACCAUGAGUCCCAUGCCAAGGUGAUGAUGUAUCGUAAGGAGCAGUACUCGGAUGUCCUUCAUGCCCUGAAAGUCGUUCGCUUUGUUAGUGAUGCCACACCUCAGGCUGAAGUCUGUCUCCGCAUGUAUCAGCUGGAGUCUGGGAAGUUACCUCGAAGUCCCUCUUUUCCACUGGAGCCAGAAGAUGAAGUAUUUCUUGCUAUAGCUAAAGCCAUGGAGGAAAUGGUGGAAGACAGCGUCGACUGUUACUGGAUCACCCGACGCUUUGUGAACCAAUUAAAUACCAAGUACCGGGAUUCUUUACCCCAGUUGCCAAAAGCGUUUGAACAAUACUUGAAUCUGGAAGAUGGCAGACUGCUGACUCAUCUGAAGAUGUGUUGCGCGGCGCCCAAACUUCCUUAUGAUCUCUGGUUCAAGAGGUGCUUUGCGGGAUGUUUGCCCGAAUCCAGUUUACAGAGGGUUUGGGAUAAAGUUGUGAGUGGAUCCUGUAAGAUCCUAGUUUUUGUAGCUGUCGAAAUUUUAUUAACCUUUAAAAUAAAAGUUAUGGCACUGAACAGUGCAGAGAAGAUAACAAAGUUUCUGGAAAAUAUUCCCCAGGACAGCUCAGACGCGAUCGUGAGCAAGGCCAUUGACUUGUGGCACAAACACUGUGGAACCCCGGUCCAUUCAAGCUGAACGCACCUGCUGGUUGUGGACCGUCUGCCAGGCCCACCCUGAGCGUUGUGUUCUUGGCAUGUGAUCUGGGAAACUGAUUGAAUAAUACACUUUUCUUGCUCUGGUGCUCACAGUGGUUUUUUUUUCCCCCCAAUAAAAUUAUUUAAUUGAAA